Cataglyphis hispanica is the source of this 381-nucleotide messenger RNA. RefSeq lists its product as uncharacterized. Gene Ontology annotation, molecular function: nucleic acid binding; zinc ion binding. Bases 1 to 381 code for a protein of 126 amino acids. The record is from RefSeq and is a predicted model, not a curated record. Lineage: Eukaryota; Metazoa; Arthropoda; Insecta; Hymenoptera; Formicidae. The transcript has a single exon.
AUGGCAAUACAUAUAGCAACAGUGGAAAAUUUAGCUGCAAAAUACAGACAGUGUGGAGAUACAAAAUCUGACAUGGAUAUCAUCACAAAGUUACUUGAUAGAAUUCCAGUAGAGUAUUCCAUGGUGCAUAUUGCUAUGUCACUUGCUGGCGAGGAUAGACAAAAUUUAGAUACAGUUAAGAGGCUGUUACUCAGCGAAGAACUCAGGCUUGGUCAAAUACAUAAAGACAGCGGAGAAGUUCUGUAUAUUAAGAAGGACAAGCAAGCUAAGAAUCCCAAAACAACCACUGAUAGUCACUCUAAGAAUAAAAUUGAUAAAAAAUGUUUCAAAUAUGGUCAGACCGGUCAUUUUAAACGCGAAUGCUCAAAACGCAAGGAUUGA